CCACCGCCGUAAUCGACUCCCUCCCAGGAACCAUGGCCUCACCACCGCACAUCCCCCAACUCAACAUGUCGAGCAACCGCAAGCGCGGCAGCAUAUCCUCGCACUCUGGCGCGCCGCCGAAAAAGCGCAAGCCGUCGAACCUGCGCAACGCCUUCUCUCCCGACGCAGAGUCCAUCGGCGGCAACUCCCCCCGCCAAUACUCGCGCUCGCCGUCGGUGGAAAGCAACAUCACGACAUCUGUCGUCAAUGGCAUAGGCGGAGGCAAGAAGCGCCGCAAGAAAGGCGGCGAUGGCGCCAGCAUCGCGGGAUCCAGCGUCAGAGGCGGUAAAGGCGGCGACGGGCGAAGCGCCAUGGGCGGCGAAGACGAAGAGGGCGACGAGGCCGAGUACGACGACGAAGACGAAAUGGGCGACGAAAUGAACAUGGAGAUUGAAGGCGGCAUGAGCGUGGAAGCGCGGCGAAAGCAAGAAAAAGAGUAUGAGCGAAUGCUCGAAGACUUCAUGACACCCGCGCAAAUGGACCGCUACGCAACCUACCGCCGCAUCCGCCUGAAGCGCGAAACGGUGCGCAAACUGGUCAACCAAACCCUCUCGCAAUCCGUCCCGCAACCCAUCAUCAUCGCCGUGACGUCGUACUCGAAGACGUUUAUCGGCGAGCUAAUCGACCGCGCCCUCACGGUCCGCGACGAGUGGUCCGCCGUCCGCACACACCUGCCGAAUCCCGAUUUGCCGCCCCCGAUCCUCAGCCAGAGCCUCGGGCGGCCCAGCGCGCACAUCAAGGACCCGCGCAAUAAGCCGACGAAUACGGAUAUCCAGAGCGCGGGCUGGUACUUGAAUCAGGUGGAUCGCUCGCAGAGUCUGUGGAACGAGGUCGAGGCCAAUGCCAGUCUGCAGGAGAGACUGAGGGCCUGCGAUAAAGGCCCGUUGACGCCCGCGCAUUUGAGAGAGGCGCUGAGGCGCUACAAGCGCGAUCGAGAUGGUGGUGGGGCUGGCUUUGCGGGUAUGAGUCUUGAGGGCGUUGAGAGGACCAUGGGUAGGACGGGUGGGAAGAGACUUUUCAAGUGAGAUGGACAUGGACAUGGGAUACAGAUUCUCCCUUUUUUUUCAAACAUGCAUAGCGAUGGCGUUUGGGCAUCUCAACAUACAGACAGACACACUCAUGGCGUUGGUAUUACAGUGAAUAUUCAACGCGGCAAGCAGGC
Exserohilum turcica Et28A is the source of this 1201-nucleotide messenger RNA. RefSeq lists its product as uncharacterized. The record is from RefSeq and is a predicted model, not a curated record. Gene Ontology annotation, biological process: RNA polymerase II preinitiation complex assembly; transcription initiation at RNA polymerase II promoter. The transcript has 2 exons. Gene Ontology annotation, molecular function: protein heterodimerization activity; transcription coactivator activity. Gene Ontology annotation, cellular component: nucleus; transcription factor TFIID complex. The coding region runs from base 33 to 1064 and encodes 343 amino acids. NCBI's taxonomy places the organism in Eukaryota, Fungi, Ascomycota, Dothideomycetes, Pleosporales, Pleosporaceae.